AGAAAGGUAGCUAGGUGGAUGGUCAGUUAACCCUUAUUACAUUAACUUAUAUUCACUUUAUCAUUGGAAUGGAAUAGUAAUUAGCAAAUUUAUGGUAACCUUUUGGUCUUUAUUUGAGACUUGUUUUUCUUAGCAAAAUGGCAAUGUUUGGGAUUGAUCUUAACAAGAUCUACAUCAAAUAGACUUAGCCAAUCAAUUCAUUUGCUGGAAAUACAACUCAUUUCUUCAAUUGCCUUUUUUUUAAAUUUGACCUUUCCUCGAUCAGCUUGUUGGAGACAUGGUGGGGUCACUGUGAUCUUUUCAUGGCAUCCAUGGACAGUGUCACAUACUGAGGGUCAGAGAUGAAAGGAUGAGACAGAAAUUAUGGCUUACCUAGAAAAGAACACUGGAGAACAACAACAGCCUGCCACGAAGACAGAAAACACUGUGGACAAGACCUCUGUUAACGAGGAGGUGAAGUCAGAUUACUUUGAGGUAGAUACAGCGAGCGAGGACCUCCCGAACGUCAGGACCCCCAGCGUGAUCAACGUGAGCCCCUUCAGCAGUUCAGCAGGUGGCUGGGGGACAUUCAGACCACCACUGUACUUCGAACCCAACACCCAUGACCCACAUGUUCCCGUUGGCUUGCCUGCAGAGGCAUCAAAGCCACUCCCCAUUUACAAAACACACACCGUCAAGACGUCUUUUAAUUCACACAGGACGUCCAUCAUUAAAGUGCAGCCCUUCAUUCAUGAAGAGGACUUGUCAGACUCUCUGUCCAUGCGCUGGCCAGCCCUACCACGCAAGCCACUGAUGCUGCUGAUCAUUAUUUGCUUAUUAAUAGCAGUGACUCUGGCUCUAGGAAUUGGUCUGGGAGUGGGUUUGAGUUGUUCUGGAAAAUUCCACUGUGUGUCUUCAACUCAAUGUAUCAGAAGAUCUGCUGUCUGUGAUGGAGUCAAAGACUGUGGCGAGGGAGAGGAUGAACUCAACUGUGUGCGAGUGAGUGGGAGACACUCUGUCCUGCAGAUUCACAGUAGGGGGAUAUGGAGCUCUGUGUGCUGGGAGAACUGGAGUGCCAAUCUGGGAUUCUCUGCCUGCAAACAGCUCGGAUACAACAGUUAUGUGAAUUCCACUUCCAUGCCUCUCUCUUCUGUCGAGUCUGCCUUCAAGAAAAACAUAGUGAUGAUUAGUUCACGCUUUCCAAUACAUCAUCAAACCUUCAAAAUUCAUAACAGCUCCUUCCUCAGAACGGUUCAGUGCAUAUCCGGGUUGGUCACGGUACUCAAGUGUAUAGAGUGUGGUACCAGACCUGGGUUCAGGACCCGGAUCGUAGGGGGAAAUGUAUCUCUCUCUGGGCAGUACCCAUGGCAGGUCAGCUUGCAGUACCAGAACCAGUAUCUCUGUGGAGGAUCGCUAAUAACCAACCAGUGGAUAGUCACUGCUGCACACUGUGUAUAUGGUUUUGCUAAUCCCGCUUUAUGGACGGUUCGGGUGGGCCUCACGGACCAGCCUGUGAGUGGAGCAUCAGAUCUCUCUGUAAUGAAGAUCUUCUUCCAUAGUGCAUAUCAUCCAGAAGGACUUAGCUACGAUAUUGCUCUCAUUAAACUAAUGCAGCCACUGACAUUCAAUGGUCAAGUACAGCCCAUCUGUCUGCCUAACUACGAUGAAGGCUUCAGUUCAGGAUCCAUGUGCUGGAUAUCAGGAUGGGGAGCCACAAAAAUAGACGGAGAGGUGAGUGUGUCUCUACACUCUGCACUGGUUCCUCUCCUCUCUAUUCAAGAGUGUGGAGUCCCGGGACUUUCUCCAUGGAACAUCUGCGCUGGGAUUCUUACCGAUGGAACCGGCACGUGCCAGGGGGACAGCGGUGGUCCCCUGGCCUGUCAAGCCUCGGUGUGGAAGCUGGUGGGAGCAGCAAGCUGGGUUCAGGGCUGUGGAAAACUGAACAAUCCAGGAGUUUACACCAGUGUAACUUACGCUCUUCUGUGGAUACACCAGACCAUGGAGGUAAGGCAGGAGUAUGGGCUGAGCACAGCUUUAUAGUCCAGUAAGGAAUAAAACACACAGGGUCAAGCUGAUAUAGAAAAAUUUCACAUUAUACUUUAUAUCAGUUUAUAGUUACAUUUAAUGUGUGAAACAUCCACGAAACAACUUAGCUCCUGUUAUCACGUACAUUAUAACAGCUAUUAACAAUAACUCCCUCACUAACCUCUCUCUUGAAGUUAAUACAAAAUCUAGCUUGUCAUGUUCCCUCAAAGCACUCUGCCCUAAAGACUUUCCAAGGUCUGAAAACUUAAAGUUACAGUUUUAAAUCUGAUUGUUUCAAAGCACGGACACAGGAGACUCCUUCCAAAACAUCUUUACACUCCAAACGUCACCACACUGAUGAUUAAACAUGAAUUUUAAAUGAUUUUGUUAUUUGCUGAAUGGAAGUUAGGAUUGAAAGCUGAACACACAUUGCAUUAAACCAUCCAUCCAUCCAUCCAUUUUCUGUACCGCUUAUCCU
Messenger RNA from Ictalurus punctatus (channel catfish), 2482 nucleotides. RefSeq names its product transmembrane protease serine 3 (gene tmprss3b). NCBI's taxonomy places the organism in Eukaryota, Metazoa, Chordata, Actinopteri, Siluriformes, Ictaluridae. Gene Ontology annotation, biological process: proteolysis. The transcript has 12 exons. Gene Ontology annotation, cellular component: membrane. Gene Ontology annotation, molecular function: serine-type endopeptidase activity; protein binding. The record is from RefSeq and is a predicted model, not a curated record. Bases 364 to 2019 code for a protein of 551 amino acids.